AUGGAUUUGGGCGAUGUCUCCUUCGACGGUGUCGUGAGUGCCCCCGGGGGCGCUGACGUCGAAAGCCCAGAAGUUGCAAAGAUCAAAGAGAUCUUUCGGCGCUACGACUUGAAUCGGGAUGGUUCCAUCAGCCAUGGCGAGCUUUCAAAUGUGCUGAAGGCACUCUGUGAUUCCAUUUCCGAAGAUGAGGUCAGUCGAUUGUUUGCCAAGAUGGACGCCAACCAGGAUCAGAGGAUUCAGAUUGAGGAGUUCGUUGAUUUCAUCUUCAGCUUCACAGACAUGUCCGAUCGCGCUGAACUGCAGAUGCGGGCGAAGAACGAGGAGCUUCUGGAGGGAGAGACGAAACCAUCAGGGGCAGAUCGCUACAAGCCCAGCGCUGAUUCUGGCGGGUUGGACAUUUCUGAAUGCGAGUUCGACCUUAAAGGCGAGGAGCCUGAUCUGCCGGGCGUGGUUCGGAGCCUUCAGCUGCUGAACGCCCAGGCCCUGCGCGAGGUCUUUCAGAAAGCAGAUGUUAACAAGCGUGGCUUUCUUCGCUUGGCAGAUAUCAGGCGGAUCCUCUUUCCAGACUCGGCAGACUCCUUGGACAAUGGCUUGGCCGUAGUGAAAGUUUUUGCCCAGAUGGACAAAAACUCUGACGGCAAGAUUCACUGCGGGGAAUUUGUAUCCUACAUCAUCAGCACAAAGCGCCGCCUGUCGCUCACAGCUUCGAGUUCGGACAAGCGCCAGAUUGCUACAGCGUUCUCUGCGGCAGAUGCCGAUGCCAAUGGCAGCAUCAGUAUGGAGGAGUUUGAGCACCUGUUUGGUGCAAACACCGCGAGCGACCAGCAGAUGUUGCAGAAUGCUUUCGAUUCUGUGGACAAGAACAAGGACGGCAGCGUGUCCUUGGUGGAGCUCGCCAAGGUUUACGGCAAGGAGUUGGUGCACGAGGCAAAGGGCCUGGAUGUCUCCGGCAGCAUGGAUGCAGGAGACGAUGAGAGUGAGGAGGAGUCCUGA
Molecule: messenger RNA, 993 nt
Organism: Symbiodinium pilosum
Lineage: Eukaryota; Dinophyceae; Suessiales; Symbiodiniaceae
Source: the annotation of a GenBank genome assembly